GCUUCGGCCCCGCCGCCCUCGCUUGACGUUCGGUCCUUCUUUCCCAGCCUCCCUCUCAGGCUGUCAGCUCAGCCCAGUUCCUGAACUCAGCCGCGCCCCUUUCCGUUUUUGGCUCCACCUUCGUUCCUCUGAACUUGGGGGCUUGACGCCCACGCGGAGGAAAAGACGCUCAUGGAGGAACCUCUAAGGUGCGGAGUUGGGAAAGAUUUGUUCCAGCUCAAGGCCUGGAAAUACCAGAUCCCAGCAGGUUGGGACGAAUCUGGAAGUGGCGGCGCUUAGCUUUGCGUAACAAUACACAGCUUUGCAUAACCAACUCUGACAGGCAUUUAAAAGGCGUCGCGGCAGCCUCAGACGCUGUUGUCAUCUUCGUGCAGUCCCACUUUUGCAAUGAUGCCCGGGAUGCGGGCUCCGAUCCUGAUCGCCCUGGGCUUGCUUCUCGCGGGACCUGGGGUCCUUGCAAAGGUCCCAACGAAACAGGCGUUCCGGAUCAGUAGCUUUUCCUGGGAGAACUGUGACAACGGGAAGGACCCUGUGCUGAUCAAAAGCCUGAACGUGGAGCCCAGCCCCAUUGUGGAUCCCGGGAAUGUGACUGUCAGUGCCGAGACCCUGACGAGAGUCACCCUCACUUCUCCCCUGAGGGCGGAGGUGAUCGUGCAGAAGGAAAUGGCUGGCUUGUGGGUCAAAGUCCCGUGUGUGGAACAGAUCGGCAGCUGUACCUAUGAAGACGUCUGUAACAUGCUUGACAUUUUCCUUCCCCCUGGAGAGCCCUGCCCAGAGCCCCUGCAUGCCUAUGGGCUUCCCUGCCACUGUCCCUUCAAAGAAGGCAAAUACUCACUGCCCAAGAGUGUUUUCACCCUGCCCCACCUGGACCUGCCUGGCUUGCUCAGCACCGGAAACUACCGCAUCCAGAGCAUCCUAAGCAACGGCGAGAAACGUCUGGGCUGUUUCAAGAUGAAUAUCUCUCUAGAGGCCUUAUAAUGUGGCACCAGCUGCAGAAGAACAAAGGGGUGUGAGGGAGGUGACCCCCUUCCUCUGUCUUGUGUUUGUCAAGGCCCAAUUCCGAUUUUCUGUCCCCCUUCAACCCCCUUCCCACAGUAAUGCUACUACCCUCGCUGCAAACCAUUUUGUGCCACUUACAUUUUAGGUGUGGGCAAGCAGCCUGAACCUACGGUAGGGAGAGCUGGGUUGUUCUUGACAGCUCAGGACACCUACCGGGCUGGCCACUCCCUCUUCCUCCUCACCGCUGCGGCUCGGCUCUCGUCUCAGAGCUUAACUCAUCUUCCAAACAGUCCAGCAACAGGACGAACACGUGUUGUGAUGCCACGUUCAGACUAACCCAGCCUUGCUCUCCUGUAGUAACUUCAUGGUUUUCUCAUUAAAAUUGUGUUGUCGUUAACUUAAAAGCAGAGUGAGAGUGUUAACAGUUUUCAUUUUACUCCAGCCCCUUCCUGCAGUGAAGGGCCUGAAGUAGUAGAUCUCAAGCGUACUUCCCUGGUAACAUCUAGAAUUAGUUGAGGUAGUCUUUUCUAGAUUUGCCUAACUAGCAAGCGGGGCACAGCAUAUCCUGGAGAGGCAGGGCACGGGGUGGGUGGGGGCUUCCUUGGGAGAGAGAUUUAAGGAUGCUGUACAUAGUAUUUAAGAUAGUUUACAAACUCAGGCGCCUGCAGGGCCAAGCACGAGACAUAACCGAGUGACGAGGGCCACGGGGAACGCACACGGGUCUUCCCUUUCUAUAACAGCGUGUAUGUGCCGAUGUGAGACAUCUGAUGCGCAGUCUCGGGAGGGGGCUGUGAUUGGGGCCGAUGGGCCUGGGAGAGUUGGAAAGGGCACGUGUUGCUGACAGGGGCCUCUGCUUUUUAGAUGCAGCCAGUUAGUGUCUCACUGGAGACACUAGUGAGAAUGUUGUAGGCCCGGUUUGCCAAAUAUUCUCAAUUUCUUUUUCCAUACAGAAGCUGGCAAUCCAGACUUUUAUAUGAAAUCUUACAAUGUUUAAGCAUUGGCAAGCAGUUAUGUUUUUAAACACUGUGCAGCGGCCAGACAGACUUUUCGGUGGGGAGACUUGGCUCAGGGAGGCCAAUUUAUGGCCUCUAUUGUAAGAACAUGCAUGCUUUGUCAUUUUGGCCUUGAGACAAUUCCUCUGGUGCUGGUUGUCCCUGCUUAGGGCCAGAGCCAUAGUGUCUGACCCAAGCAGUAGGCCCUUCCAGUGCUCGGGGAGGUGGAGGCAGCCUCUCGGAGCUGUGAGCACUGUCAGGGUGCAUGUGGUGGAUGCUGAGGGUUGGAUCCCCUAGCAGCUGCUCUGGGGAAGGGAUCCAAUGAAGAGAGGUGGACCCAAGUCAGGUGCCUGUGUGUGUCCAUUGUCCUGUUCUGCGUGACAACUUACAGACCCACAAACCAGUCCUGAAUUCUGAAUUCGAAGCCUAGAAUGGUAAUGUAGGCAUGUGCUGCUUAAUGACAAGGAGGUGUGUCAUUAGGCCAUUUCGUCAUUGCUCGAGCACCGUAGAGUAUAGUUACACAGCCCUGGAUGGUGUAUGUGGCCUGCACAGCCAGGCUACGUGGGACAGCCUAUUGCACCUGAGUCCCAAGCCUGCAUGGCAUGUUGCUGUACUGAGUACUGCAGGCGGUUAUCACAGAGUGGCAGUUUGUGUAUUGAACAUAGAAAAGGUACAGUAAAAAUACUCAUGUUCAUGGGGAUGCAUUGCACUAGGACCUUUUGAUGGCUAUGGUGUCCCUAGGCAAUAGGAAUUUCAGCUCCACUAUAAACUUCUGGGACCUCCUUCAUAUAUAUGGUCCAUCAUUGACUGAAACAUCGCUAUUGAUGUAUUGCUAUAAAUCUUUUUAACUUGCAGAGUUCCUCCUUUAUAUUGGCUGUAUAUACAUUUUUAUUGAUCACAUCCCAGGAUUUCAGAAUUUUGGUCUGAGGCUUUAUUUUCUUGUCUUUGUCUAAUUUUGGUUCAUAUGUUGCUUUUCUUCCACUGAUAAACCACAAAUAUAUUUGCA
Molecule: messenger RNA, 2997 nt
Organism: Phyllostomus discolor (pale spear-nosed bat)
Lineage: Eukaryota; Metazoa; Chordata; Mammalia; Chiroptera; Phyllostomidae
Gene: GM2A
Product: GM2 ganglioside activator
Exons: 4
Coding region: 388-978 (196 amino acids)
Biological process (GO): ganglioside catabolic process; lipid transport
Cellular component (GO): cytoplasmic side of plasma membrane
Molecular function (GO): lipid carrier activity; enzyme activator activity
Source: RefSeq, a predicted model, not a curated record